GUUUGAGGAUUUUCAUAUAAAAAGUUUCUCAAGAAGAAAAGAGAAAAGGCUUUUGCUUUUCCUGCUUGAGCUAGGAGCGCCAUCCAUUGAUGACUCUUCAACACUACCAUUACUGUUCUUCAACUUCACUCUACUCCAGGUAAGGUAACUGACUACUCUGUUGCUUUUCUUCUUCUAAUUACCCAAAUUUUAUAUGUUGAUCACUAAUACAGCCAGAAAUGAUUGGCAUGUGGCGUCUUUAAACUGUUUGUUCUUUGAGAAAAUGUGUUCAAAAUGAAAGCAAAUAUAGUGGUUGUUCUUGUGAUGACACCCUUUAACUAAUUAUUUGAAAUGAUAAAAUCAUGUUCUGGGUUUGGGUUGAGAUUUUUUAUAGUAAACACUGAAGUUGAUCGAUCACGAAAAAGGACAUAAAGACAAACAGGAUCUACGAAGAAAGGAAGAAAGGAAAGUACCACGGACAUGGACAUCAAGCUUGCUUGGCACAACGAUAUGAUUGAACAGAUAGGAAGGGAUAUAUAUUUUGAUCUUGUGAAUUUUGACAAAGUUCUUAAUUUUCAUGUUCCAAAACAAAUGCUCUUCUACCAAUUUAAGGAAAGGGUAGCCAAAGAGUUAAGCAUACCAGUGCAAUUUCAACGAUUCUGGUUGUGGGAAAACCGCAUAAAUCAAACCUACAGACCUGCUAGGCAUUUGACAUUGUUGGAAGAAAGUACACCUGUUGUAAAAUUGAGAGAGCAUUCAGACAGGACGAGCAAUAGACUAGUGCUAAGGCUUUUUCUGGAAGUAGAACUUGAUUUGGAUUUGCGGCCUAUUGCUCCUCCACAAAAGACUGAAGAGGAUAUCCUUUUAUUCUUUAAACUAUAUGACCCGUGGAAAGAAGAGCUGCGGUAUGUAGGAAGGCUUUUUGUAAAACUAGGAAGGAGUCCUGAUGGAAUAUUGAGAAAAUUAAGAAAAAUGGCUGGUUUCAAUUCUAAUGAGGAAAUUAAACUUUUUGAGGAGAUAAAGUUUGAACCUUGCAUCAUGUGUAUUCCCAUCGACAUCCAGGUCACAUUCCUUUGCAGUGAGCUUAAAGAUGGGGACAUCAUCUGCUUUCAGAAAUUGCAAGGAAUUGAGCAAUGCCACUGUCCAGAUGUUCCAUCAUUCUUUGAGUAUCUCCUCGAACACAAGGGAGGCUAUGUUAAGCCUAGUUCGCAUACUAUCAAUACAGAUGCUCUUGUAACUGAGCUCUCUCCAUCACAAAGUAUCAUCACUCAAGAGGAAUCAACUCAAGUAGACAUUUGUACUCAGGCAGUCACUCAUGUUACUUUAUUGACUAAAUCCUCACAACUGAAUGAACAGAAUGCAGUAGAAGUUAAAAUGACGUCAAUCCCAUCUACCCCCGUUAUAGUUGAUCCACAACAAGUCCAUCCUCAUCAGGAGCGAAAUGUGGUUGAAGCAGCUAGUUACUCUUCUUCUCUUGCUUCAUUUGAUGCCUUGUUUGCUGACAUUCAAAGCCUUUUAGAAGUAAAGGCUGUUGAGGCCGGUAGUUCAAGCCGCCUACAGCGCUCUAUGCUUAGCAUUGAUGAGAUCUCAAAUGCAAAUAAAAUCGUCAAACAAUGCCUCGAUAUGAAGCUUGGAAGCUUCAUCUCGUCAGGAAGAACUCGCGAAUUUAAGAAUUCAGUUUCUAUUAUGCUUACUGUCAAUUCUUUUCCUGAUAACAAAGUGGAUGAGAUAACAAAGUUUCUAGAUGAAUUCAACCAAACUUGUGAACGAUAUGUGGGAGCAGAGCAGGACACAAGAGUAGCUGAACAGAAAGUGAGCUCAAUAAUGGAGCUGAAAACCACUCUGAAACAGUUGUCUUCCAAGUUCAUACCUACUAGGAAUCGAGUUGAGGAAGUCGAUCGGGAAAUAGCAGAUAUGGAGAGACAACUAGCCGAAAGGAAGGAAGAGAAGGCACAACUUCAUAUCACUCUUGAAGAUUUGGCUGGAAAAGCAACUGCAUCAAGACAAGCAUUGAUCAAUGCUGAACUGGAUGUGAACCCAUUAUGGAUCAAAAAAGAGGAAGCGGAGAAGACGGUUGAUGACAUUGACAAGUCCUGGGAGUCUUUGAAGGAUUACUGCUUACUUCUUCAGUGAGUAUCAUCCACAUGACACGUGAAUUGUUAUACAUUGUUUUUGCACAUGUUUUGGUUAAAUUUGACUCAGUUAGUUAUGAUAACUAAUUUUGCUUGAAUUUUGACAUCAUUUACAAGUUGGAAUUCCCUUAUAUAGCUUGUUUUGAUUGUCUUUA
This is a messenger RNA of Cannabis sativa, 2266 nucleotides long. RefSeq lists its product as uncharacterized. The transcript has 10 exons. Lineage: Eukaryota; Viridiplantae; Streptophyta; Magnoliopsida; Rosales; Cannabaceae. Bases 460 to 2112 code for a protein of 550 amino acids. The record is from RefSeq and is a predicted model, not a curated record.